Molecule: messenger RNA, 1467 nt
Organism: Abrus precatorius (Indian licorice)
Lineage: Eukaryota; Viridiplantae; Streptophyta; Magnoliopsida; Fabales; Fabaceae
Exons: 2
Coding region: 836-1342 (168 amino acids)
Source: RefSeq, a predicted model, not a curated record
AAUGUUGAUAUUGCAAAGAAAGCAGCGCAGCAAGUGAUGGAGAUAAAGCCUGAAGAUGGUGGGGUUUAUUCUGUCAUGGCUAAUAUAUAUGCACACACCGAACAAUGGGAUGAUUUAGUGAAGAUUAGGAAGUCACUGGGGGCUAACAGAAGGGCCACGAAGAUCACUGGUCGUAGUUUGAUUAGACUGAAUAAUGUUACCUAGCUAGAUGCCGAUCAUAUUGCUAAAGGCGGCGCAAAUCAAUUUUUAACUUCUAACACCGAAGACCAUGACUGUAUAGAUCAAUCGGUUCUUCGCAUAGAUUUAAUUGUAGCUAAUUGUUCUUUUUCUACAGUUUAUUAUCAACAACUUGCAUAAAGAAAAUAUUACUUGAACAGCUGAGAAAGAACACUUUUAAGUGUCUUUUUGUAAUAGAGAUGUAGUUUUAAAAUGGGUAUAUAUAAAAAAAGUAUUUCUCUCUGCAAAAUAAUGUUUAUAUUUCCCGGCCAAUUAAGUAUAGUUGAAGAAUUAAUUUAACUAUUCAUUCCAUAUCAAAUUUCUAAGUUAGACUAUCACAAAUUUACCCAAUCCCUUGUUGAGACUAUACAAACAGUGCGUGGCACUUCCAGAGGCUUCUAUGGAUAUCGUGUCAAUUGUAGAUAGUGACAAGUGUCCUAUCGCUUCGUCAUUCUGCUACGUGGCUCCGGAACCUUCUUCCUCGCCCGAGACUCAUAUCGCUUUCUGUACGAACCACAAUCCAUCAGACUAUAUAAGCACGGUACCAGAAAUUCUGCGACAACAACUGCAUUAAGCAACGAACACGAAUUGCUACAUACCUAGAGAUACUCUUGCCAAUAUGGUUUUCAAGCCUACGACGGGUAAUUGGUUAGCAAUGCUAAGGAACGGUUUCGGAGGGUCUAAGGUUGCAUACACAACCUCAACAGCGCCGAAGAUGAAAGCGUAUGCUCCUGCGGCCGAUUACGGUAACGUUAAUCAGCAAUACCAACAACAUGGGAAGUCAGCGAAAGGGGACUUCGUGUCGGUCUACGUGGCAAUUGGGAUGAUUACUUUGUCGACAGGGUUAGGGCUUCACACUGCGUGGCAACAGCUGUGGAAUUCCCCAACCGUGCGUGUGAAGAAGCAAAGGAGAGAGACUCUUCCCGAAGUGGUGGAGCCUGAACACGUGGCAGAGGAGUCUGAAAAGUUCGUUAAGAAAUCGUUCUUUAGGAAAGUGGCGCACGUGCAAGAGCGUAGCUACCCUGAUCACCACCAUAUCCCUAAUUCCGUUCGUAAAGAUGCUUAUGCUAAUACCCCUCGCAUCGAGACUCUUAAGUCCGUUGGGGUUGAUCCCUCCCACGUGUGACUCAAUAGUCAUAGAUCUCUCUUGUAUGUUGCUUUGUGCCUUUUAAUAUUUAGUUUUGUGUUAAAACUGCUCUAUGAUGUACAUUUUGUACAAUAAAGUAAAUGUAAAUUACUCUGUUAGCAAUC